Molecule: messenger RNA, 1569 nt
Organism: Cylindrotheca closterium
Lineage: Eukaryota; Bacillariophyta; Bacillariophyceae; Bacillariales; Bacillariaceae
Source: the annotation of a GenBank genome assembly
AUGGCUCUACAGUGUGUAAGCACCAUGACAGAAAUGGCGCUUCACGAAUCGAGUGGCCCUAGUGCGAUGAUAGAAGCACCAACAAACUCAAACUCUGAACCAACAGAGCUUAUCCAAAAGCCGAUGCAUAGUGUCUCAAUACCUGCUGGUGCUGACAACGAUGUCAGCAGCAGCGAAGACAACUUUGACACAAAAUCAUCCAUGUGUGCAUCGAUUAAUACCGCAGAGAGCACGCUUCCCAUGUAUUUCUCUGACUGUAGCUUUAACAGCAGUCAUUACGACCAUGGUUCGCCCAUGUCUCCCCUAGCAACAACUUCCAAGCUUGUGAAAACAGCACCAGAAACCCCUAAGACAGCUCAAAAACAAAAACAAGAAGAGCUUCUGGUCUCUCCUCACUCACCACAACGCAUGCUAUUAAAGUCAACUAAAUCACCAAAGACACCAUUGACACCCAAAACACCUGAAAAGCCUCUGUCCAAAGCACAGAGCAUUCGAGAACGGAGGAGAAUGAUGGAAGCUUGGCACACGGAGCAAAAGUCCAAAUCGGUCAUGUCCGUUGGCUCCUCCUCCGCAGCCAGCGUCAGCCCCUUUUCUCCAUCAUCAAAAAAUAAAAAGGUAACGCUUGGGACUCGCAAGAGUAGUAGUCUAUCAGCGGGUCAACGCAAGGGCACCAAAGAUGAAAUGGCUCGAUACCAACGCAUGGUGGUGCGGAUUGUGGACGCGGAAAAGCAAGCCCAAAACAGGAUACGACGACUCUCUCGUGGAAGGGAAAAGGAUGCUAGACAACGGACUUUGGCCAUGCGGGAACGAGCGGAACUCAAGCUAAGGCUGUCCCAAAUGGAAAAGGCCAGAGACUUUUACAAAGGGUUGAUGGCUGCGAAUACCAUUCAGGCGAUUCCCAUGGAGAUUCUCAAAACCAUCAAUGAUCUUCCAAAAUAUCAACCCAAACCUAAAAUGACACUGGCCGAAGAGUUGGAGACCUACGUCAAGACGAUGCAAAAGGAAGACCCCGAAGAAACUGGUUUCAUGUAUCAAGAAAUCCGUGACUGGAAGGACAGUGCGGAUCUCGCGUUGGAUGUCGGAACCACGGCACCCGAUUUUCGCCUCUACGAGUCUCACUCUGGCAAACAGGUCGAUUCUUUCCAACUACGUCAACAAUGGCGUAUCAUCUUGGUCUUUUAUCAUGACUACGAUAGUCCCAUGUGCAAGAUGAACUUGAUUGCUUUGGAAAAACUAAAGAAGACAUUUGAAGGAGAAGGAGCAAAGCUAGUUGCCAUUGGUUUUGAAGCGGAUACAACCGAUACCGUAGAGGAGACAGAGGUUACCUUUCCACUGCUAGCAGAUGAGGCUGGUAUUCUUGCGACACGAUUUGGGAUUAUCCGAGGGGAAGAAAUGCCUAUUCUUUCUACCUUUAUCAUUGACAAUGAUGGAUCCAUCUUGUGGAAAUACGUUAAUACGGACUACACCAAGCGUCCUGAACCAAUGGACAUUCUGGAAGCCCUUCCAGAAAAGAGAAGCAACAAGCGCAAGUCGAUUUUCCGAAAAGGAAUGUCGUUCAAGAAGAAGUAA